AUGUUGGAGACAAAUAUGUUUCAAACUCUUCAUAAGCUAAGUCUAACGAAAAUAUCUACUGUUUGUAAUUUUCAUUCCACAGUAUGUAUUUAUUAAAUAAUAUUUUUAAUAUUUGUUAUUAUAUAUUAAUUGCUAUAAAUUUACUAAAGCAGUUGCAAUGUGUCAAAGAAAAAACUUUUUCUCAAAAAUUAGAGGAUGGACCUGAUUUACAACAUUUUAUUGCCUACAAAGACACCUACAAAGACUAUGAUGGAAAGUUGAAAUUAGAAAAAGAGGAUAAAUCCCGUUUGAGAUUACCACCUUGGCUCAAAACAGAAAUCCCAAUGGGUAAAAAUUACGAUAGGAUAAAGUCACGAUUAAGACAAUUACAAUUAAGCACUGUAUGCGAAGAAGCACGAUGUCCUAAUAUUGGAGAAUGUUGGGGUGGUGGUACGCAUGGAACAGCAACAGCCACUAUUAUGUUAAUGGGCGAUACAUGUACUCGUGGUUGUCGUUUUUGUUCUGUAAAAACAUCAAGAACACCGUUACCACUAAAUCCAGAAGAACCACUAAAUACAGCAACUGCAAUAACAGAGUGGGGUUUAGAUUAUAUUGUACUUACGUCGGUAGACAGAGAUGAACUAAUAUUUUAGUGGAAUGUUUAGUACCAGAUUUUAGAGGAGAUGAAAAUUGUGUUGCAACAAUUGUUAAUUCUAAUCUUGAUGUGUUUGCUCAUAAUAUUGAAACUGUCGAACGUCUAACUCCAUUUGUUAGAGACAGACGAGCUCAAUAUAGACAAUCGCUAAAAAUCUUGAAAACAGCAAAAGAAUACAAACCAGAAUUAAUUACGAAAUCAUCGAUAAUGUUAGGAUUAGGGGAAACUGAUGAAGAAAUUGUACAAACAAUGAAAGACUUGAGAGAAGUAAACGUAGAUGCUUUGACACUGGGGCAAUAUAUGCAACCUACAAAGAGACAUUUAAAAGUUAUUGAAUAUGUUACACCUGAAAAAUUUAAAAAGUGGGAAAAUAUUGGAAAUGAACUAGGAUUUUUGUAUACUGCAAGUGGCCCAUUAGUGCGUUCAUCCUACAAGGCUGGAGAAUUUUUUUUAACAAAUAUAUUAAAAAAACGUAAAAACAAACAAUCUGAAAACCAAUAG
This is a messenger RNA of Heterotrigona itama, 1135 nucleotides long. The record is from the annotation of a GenBank genome assembly. Lineage: Eukaryota; Metazoa; Arthropoda; Insecta; Hymenoptera; Apidae.